CAGUGGAUCCUUUGCCUCCAGAACCCAUUAAGGUGAGAAUAAGGUCUUUGGCUGGAGGGAGCUGGCCUGGGACUGUAAGGCAGCCAUGGAUACGGCGUAUGACCCACUCAAUGUCAGCCAACCACUGCUUCCCUUUCCAUUCGACCUCAAUGGCUCAGUGGGGGCAGCCAACAGCUCAAACCAGACAGAGCCAUACUAUGAUCUGACCAGCAACGCGGUCCUCACGUUCAUAUAUUUUGGGGUCUGCAUCAUCGGGUUGUGUGGCAACACACUUGUCAUUUAUGUCAUCCUCCGCUAUGCCAAGAUGAAGACCAUCACCAACAUUUACAUCCUCAACCUGGCCAUCGCGGAUGAACUCUUCAUGCUGGGUCUGCCCUUCUUGGCCAUGCAGGUGGCUCUGGUCCACUGGCCCUUUGGCAAGGCCAUUUGCCGGGUGGUCAUGACAGUGGAUGGCAUCAACCAGUUCACCAGCAUUUUCUGCUUGACAGUCAUGAGCAUCGACCGAUACCUGGCUGUUGUCCACCCCAUCAAGUCAGCCAAGUGGAGGAGACCCCGGACAGCCAAGAUGAUCAACGUGGCUGUGUGGGGAGUCUCUCUGCUGGUCAUCUUGCCUAUCAUGAUAUACGCGGGGCUUCGGAGCAACCAGUGGGGGAAAAGCAGCUGCACCAUUAACUGGCCAGGUGAAUCCGGGGCAUGGUACACAGGGUUCAUUAUCUAUGCCUUCAUCUUGGGGUUCCUGGUGCCCCUCACCAUCAUUUGUCUUUGCUACCUGUUCAUUAUCAUCAAGGUGAAGUCCUCUGGAAUCCGAGUGGGUUCGUCCAAGAGGAAAAAAUCUGAGAAGAAGGUCACCAGGAUGGUGUCCAUAGUGGUGGCUGUCUUCAUUUUCUGCUGGCUCCCUUUCUACAUAUUCAAUGUCUCCUCAGUCUCUGUGGCCAUCAGCCCCACUCCAGCCCUGAAAGGCAUGUUUGACUUUGUCGUGGUCCUCACCUACGCGAAUAGCUGUGCCAAUCCCAUCCUGUAUGCAUUCCUGUCGGACAACUUCAAGAAGAGCUUCCAGAAUGUCCUGUGCUUGGUCAAGGUGAGCGGCACAGACGACGGGGAACGGAGUGACAGUAAGCAGGACAAAGCUCGACUAAAUGAGACCACAGAGACCCAGAGAACCCUCCUCAACGGAGACCUCCAGACCAGUAUCUGAACUGCCUGAAAAUAAGUCAAUACCCGCCAGGCUCUGCCAGCGGGCAGUGUGCUCCCUACCCUCACCCACUUCUGUCUCCCACCCGUCACACCUGGCUUCUAGAAUAGCGAAUUGUUCAGCAUGAUUCCAAUUCAGAGAACAGUGUUUGAGUCGGCUUGUCUGAGUGAAUGAUUUGCAUUAAAUUGACUAACUCCCUCUUAAAGUGAACACGUAGAGGCAGGCAAUUCAAAGUCUGGGAAAGUGGCGAUC
This is a messenger RNA of Molossus molossus (Pallas's mastiff bat), 1444 nucleotides long. RefSeq names its product somatostatin receptor 2 (gene SSTR2). Gene Ontology annotation, molecular function: neuropeptide binding; somatostatin receptor activity. Gene Ontology annotation, cellular component: neuron projection; membrane. Lineage: Eukaryota; Metazoa; Chordata; Mammalia; Chiroptera; Molossidae. The coding region runs from base 86 to 1195 and encodes 369 amino acids. The transcript has a single exon. The record is from RefSeq and is a predicted model, not a curated record. Gene Ontology annotation, biological process: cellular response to glucocorticoid stimulus; neuropeptide signaling pathway; cellular response to estradiol stimulus.